UUCCACCUUCGGCCUGUAAUAUAAUUGCUUUUGGAUCUAACUUCAUUUCGGAUUUGGUUUUUGAACAAGUGAUUAACAUUGACAUCAGCCAUGGUAUAUAUCUAUCUGCUAGCAGUCUGCUUUAUAUUUUUAAUUAUUACUUUCAUAUGGAUCAGAUAUAAUUAUUCAUAUUGGCAAAGAUAUGAAAUACCAUAUAUUAAAUCUAUACCUUUCAUUGGUAAUUUAAAAGAUUUGUUUCUAAUGAAGUACUCAUUUGGAGAUUUUUUUCAAAAUUUAUAUUACAGAGGGAGUAGUAAAUUAUUAGGUAUAUAUAUAUUGCAUAAACCUGCUUUGUUAAUACGUGAUCCAUAUAUAAUUGAAUUGAUUUUAAUUAAAAAAUUUAACUAUUUUUUAAAUCGAUUUGAAGCAGCUGAUCCAUAUAAUGAUUUACUAGGCUCUCUUACAUUACCACUAGCAAAAUAUUCAAUUUGGCAUGAUAGUCGUAAAGCAAUAUCAGCACUUUUUACUAGUGGGACUCUAAAGAAUAGAAUGUUUCCAAUUAUUUUGCAAGUAGCUACAAAACUACAAACAUAUAUAGAUCUUCAAUUUCAAAACCAUACCAUCUCACCAAUAAUUGAGGUGAAAGAAAUGUCAGCAAAAUUUACAACUGAUCUAACUGUGAAGCUGUUGUUUAGUGUUGAAGAAUUUAGUCUUCAAAAUAACAACUCAAAAUUUCGCACUCAAUGUCGAAAAGUACUUGAGCCCAGUCUUAUAAAGAUUUUACAUUUUCUUAUAAUAUUUUUCUUACCAAAUCAUGCUAAUAUAUUUAGAGCAAAAGUAUUUCCACAGAGUUACGUCAACUUUUUGAAAAACGAAGUAGAUAAAAUGAUGAAGAAUACAAUUCAUUUGAAUAACGAGUGUAAUGAUUUAAUAGCUGUACUUCUACAGUUACAAAGUGAAGCCAAAAAUAUCAAUCACAGUUUAAUAAAACAUCCAGAUUUCAUACUAUCGCAAGUUGCAAUAUUUUUAAUAGCUGGUUUCGAAACGUCUUCUUCGUUAAUUGCUUUCACUCUAUACGAAAUGGCUAAACAACCUAAGUUACAGUAUAAUUUACGCUGUGAGAUUAAAGAGAUAUUUUCCAUUAUAAAUACUUCACAAUUUACCCAUGAAACUUUAUCGAGUAUGACUUAUCUGGACAUGUUGGUUUCUGAAGCUUUACGUAUGUACCCUGCAGCUGCUUUUAUAAAUCGGGAAUGUACUCCUAAUGGAAACGAUGUUGGAUUUUCAUUAGAACCGUUUGUCAACUUUGACAUACCGAAGGGUAUGCCUGCAUAUAUUUCAAUACUUGGUUUACAUCGAGACUCAAAGUAUUGGAAAGAUCCAGAUCGAUUCGAUCCCGAUCGGUUUUGCUCAGAAAGAAAAAAAUUAAUUCAUCCAAUGACAUAUAUUCCCUUCGGUGCUGGUCCCCAUGCCUGUGUCGGUAGUCGUCUGGGUAUUUUACAAAUUAAACUUGGUUUAGUUCAUAUAUUUAAGAGUUUUACUGUCGAAAUCUGUGAGAAAACAACUUCAAAAAUAAAAUUUGAUCCGAAGUCGUUUAUGUUGCAGUCAAAGGGAGGAAUUUAUCUCAAAUUUCGAAAGCAAAAGUUAUUGAGUAACACAUAAUAGAUAAAUUAAAAGUUUUGUUUAAUAUAUACUUAAUUUUA
Messenger RNA from Teleopsis dalmanni, 1682 nucleotides. It is a transcript of the gene Cyp6t3, whose product is annotated as probable cytochrome P450 6t3. Gene Ontology annotation, molecular function: iron ion binding; heme binding; monooxygenase activity. The transcript has 3 exons. The coding region runs from base 91 to 1641 and encodes 516 amino acids. The record is from RefSeq and is a predicted model, not a curated record. Gene Ontology annotation, biological process: response to DDT; insecticide catabolic process. NCBI's taxonomy places the organism in Eukaryota, Metazoa, Arthropoda, Insecta, Diptera, Diopsidae.